This is a messenger RNA of Spizellomyces punctatus DAOM BR117, 3714 nucleotides long. RefSeq lists its product as uncharacterized. Bases 238 to 3414 code for a protein of 1058 amino acids. NCBI's taxonomy places the organism in Eukaryota, Fungi, Chytridiomycota, Chytridiomycetes, Spizellomycetales, Spizellomycetaceae. The record is from RefSeq and is a predicted model, not a curated record. The transcript is spliced from 8 exons. Gene Ontology annotation, biological process: phosphorelay signal transduction system.
UAUAGCAAGAAGACGGGACAUACUGGGCCGGGGAGGGUGGCUAGAACGGUACCGCGGGUGUAAUAUCUUGAUCCAGCACUUGUUGAAACGUACCGACAAGAAAUAAACUGUUUGGUACGCCCUAAGGGAACGUAAAAGACCACAAUUACCAAGUACAAGCACAUCGGGGCGAUCUCAAGCAGCAGAGUUUAAUAACAAAGCGCUCCUUGCCUUGCGUUUGGGACGCUGUUAACCACGAUGAGGUUCCCUGCCGCGGUAGACUGGUUGCUGCUAGUGCGAUCUCCUUUCCGCCGCCGUCGUCGUCGUGGUAGAAAGUCUUUAAAAUUGCGUGACCGUGCUCCGAAGAGAUCUUUACUGGGUAUAAUUGACUGGUUUACGGGAUCGGAAGGAUAUCAGCCCGCCUGUUCGUCGGACAUGACUCGCAUUUUACUGCGAUGUCUUACGGGCCUGUGUUUGUAUGCAACUGCGGUAGCGUGUAGAAAUCUGUACGUUCUCCGUACAAUGGGCUGGCCAAUUCUGAAUGAGGAUCGUACCGGAACUACGUCUACGGUAGCUGCGGAGCAUUAUCCACUGUGUGUUGUGAUUGGUAGGGAAGUGGCUACGGUUAUGAUGAUGGGGCUUUGCAUCAGCAUCCUAAGCUGCAGCGGGCUUACACCUCAACGACUAUGUUCAUCCUUGAUCUUGUUUACCGCAACCCGAGAUCCGAUAGUUUAUCUACUUAGAACUUCUUUUAAGGCGGAAGAGGAUAUAGGUGAAACUGUGGGCGCUACGUCUGGUAGACUUUUGCUGAACUGUUUCAAAGACGGGCUCGUUCUGUUGGGAAAGAAGAUGGCGACUCUUUACGAACAUCCACCAGGGCAAUCUGAAAUAUUCAAGGGAAUCUGUCAUGCGUUCGAACAUAUCAAACUGGACGGCUUAAUUUAUUCGGGCCUCAGUAUUCCAGCUCUCCUGGUGCUGUAUGCCGUCUUCAGGUACGCGGAAGUCGAAAUAUCCGAUUACAAGCACACUGUCCCGGAGAACCCAAAACUCAACGACGACAUCAAACAUUCUCGACAAAUACCACUACUGGCAGCGGUUGCGUCGGCCCAUGAGUCCACUGUAUGGAGAAGCGCAGCGCACUACUUCGGGAAGGAGCUCCAAAAUUCUAUCGCUGCGGCAAAGCGCGCUAUCGAUCAUGCUCACGUGCAUCCUGUUAUGCAUGAGCAGUAUAUGCAUUUCGUCACGUUCAUUUCCGCCUUGGAUACGACUAUAGAGAAUAUGGAGCACAUCUCCUGGCAACUUGAACAUUACGAAGCUACGGAUGGUUUACCCAAGGCAGAUGCCGCGGUGGUGAAGCGGCUAGUUCACCGAAUGCUCUUUGAUCCAGUUGAUCUAAAUGAACGAGUUGGAGAUGCACUGGCUAGCUUAGCGGACAGCAAAGGACUAGAGUUGAUUGUCCACAGCCCUAUCUUGAAAGGAAAAGAGCAGGAAAUAUUUCUCGUUGUAGGUGAUGAAGACUACAUCAGACAAAUCUUGAUGCAGAUGCUCGCACCAAUUAUUGCCGAUGCUCCAGAGUAUACCCGCGUCGAACUGAAUCUUGUAACAUCACCGCCAUGGUCCCCAAAAGAAGAUCUCGAUCAGCCGCGGGCUGGUAUGCCUAGAAAAUUUCACAUGGACGUCAAAUGGCGGAUACUGUAUCAGGCUGGUGAUAUGCGCCAUCCGCCACCCGUGGUCUUGAAUCAUUAUAUGAGCAAGAUCAUCAAACAACUCGCAGGUCAUUUGAGAGGGCCAAAAGUUGUGUCCGGCCAGUGCGUGUUGGAGCUGGCCUUCGAAAUGGAGACAGUGAGAUACCGGAAAGAAAUCUCGAAAGUCAUGGAGUUGCCGCUUUCCAAACCUGUUACCUUACGCGCUACGGACGAGCUCUUUCGCUUCGUCAAGAGUUUGCAAAAUUACCGGGUGACUGUACUCGCUACUAAUCAUUCACAAUUCACUCAUAACAUUACGCAAUACAUUGAAAAUUGGGGAAUGGACCUGACUUAUGUUGCGACAGAAGACAUGGAUGUAAUACCCGAGAUCAUGACCGACCUGGACCGUCGAAGUGAUGGGUACCGAAACUCGAAACAGCUUCAAGUACUGAAGAACGCUGUGAUAAUUGACGACGAUUUCGGAAUCUUGGAUCUAGUCAUUCAGCAUCGCAUAGACAACCUUAUCCUUGGGACUGUCAUCAUCUACUUCACGUCUCCUACGAACCACGCUCGCAUGAAUGAGUAUGUGGAGACCACUGCCGAGAACUAUGGCGAGCUUAUGCCAGAUGUAUAUGUCAUUACAAAACCGGCGGGUCCACGAAAGCUUCUGCAGGGAUUCAAAUGGAUUAUGACCGAGCGACCUGACGACACUGCCUUGGAGGAUCAUGACGGUCACAGAAUCCGCACCAAACGAGUUGACGUAGCCGAAGGUUCUGGAAAGACUAGUCGACAAAAGGGCAGCACCAGUAAUGUGCUGAAAAGCGUGGAUGUCUGGGACACAAGAAAUAGCACAUCACCCAAGCGCAGCAGUCGCGCAUCUGCAUCGUCUCCUCCGGGCCAUAGUCACGAUGGGGCCUCAAGUCUCUCCGGGAGUACGAGUUCGUCAAAUAAAUCGGUUGCGUCAAAUCAAGCUUCCACGAAUCUUCCAGCUCAUCCAGCGCAAGCAGCCACCUCAACCACAGUGGCGCCUCAGGCACCGUUGAUUUUUACACCAAGAAUCAAGGUUCUUAUUGCGGAAGAUAACCCUAUCAACCAAACGAUUUUGAGUACUUUCCUUAGGAAGAGAGGUAUUAGUGCCACAGUCGCUGCCAAUGGCCAUGAAGCCUUGAUCAAGUACCGGGCAGGAAAAUAUCAUAUUGUUUUGAUGGGUAAUGCUUGGUUUGCUUGUAAUGCAAGCAGCGAAGAAGCUGACCGUCUUUGUCCCACCAUGUUUAUAGAUAUUGUCAUGCCAGUGAUGGAUGGUAUCCAAGCCACACGAGAGAUUCGCAAAUUGGAAAAAUCAAGAGCGCAAUCCGAGCCUGGUCGCUUGUUGCCAUCAACACCGGAUGCUGUUAUAGUUGCCCUCACAGCAUCCUCGUUACCAGCCGAUCGAGAUGCUGCCCUAGCAGCUGGUUGUAAUGAUUAUUUGAUUAAGCCAGUGAGUUUGGUUUGGUUGGAACGUAAAAUUCUCGAAUGGGGUGCGAUGCAAGCCCUCAUUGACUUUGAGAAUGUACUCGGACAGGAUGAUGAGCCGCCAACGACUACUCAAAAGCCGAGAGGGAAAGACCGCCUACCAGCAUUUCCCAAACCUGCCAUUGCAGGGAGUGCCCCUGCAGUUCUGUCCGUGGGUUCCCAAGCCGUUGAUCAUCCUGAGGCAAGUUACAUUUUGGGUGGCCAGCAGGUUCGGUCCCCAGCAGAUGAGAGGCAGUGAGCUGUAUGCGUUCAAACAUUCCUUGGAACUGUUCAUUGUACCGGCUUGAAGCAGUCAUAGCAUAGGAGAGGGUUGAAUGAAAGUCAGAAAAUUCAUGUAUUUAUAUUUUGUGGGUCAUUUUUUAUUUAUGUAGUACUCAAAUUGUGUGCCACUAUCAGCCAAACCCACCAUUGAAACUGCUUAGAGCAAUUGCACAAAGCUGGUGGAGUUGAAGGAGGUAGAGCAUGUCAAUACAUUACUGCUCACUUAUGGAGUGAUGCCCAACUUGUAUGUUUUCAAUCAGUACUGUUUGCAAAGGAA